CUAACGGUAUACGCUGGUGGGUUACGAAGUGAAGAUGACAGGUGGCAUAUCGUUACCAAAUCACCAAUAUAUGUAUUAUGAAAUUGUAAAUGAGACGCAGCAACUAUAUGAUGCAAAUUGUCUUUUACGGAUAAUGAUUUGCUGCCCAAACCCUCUGUUUCUAACAAGGCGCCUUCCAAAGUCGUAAGCGGAGGAGAAAACCAACCAUCUGCUCCUUGUACAUUCAAAGAUCCUGCCUGAAAAUUAAAAAUAAUGGAAUCUAAAUUACGAUGGCGCGAGAUGGGGAUCAAACUAUUAGCAAUCCUUUGGCCUUCAACUGCCCUAGACUUAAUAUCUUGCACUGGUUUGUAGUGACUUUGCCACCCGCCACAUUUUUGUCCGAUGAAUUAGAAAUAACUGAUGCCAAUACAUUAGAAAGAGAUUAGAAUUAGUUAGAAAAAAAAAAUACAUACAUUAUGGAUAAGCUUAGCUUUUAUGCAGUUUAUGUCAUGAAAAAACCAUGAAAAUCAAUCAUCUGUCAAUACCUACAUUGUUAAUCACAUGUUGUGUUUUGGUUGUAAAAUUUCCGCUAACGGUUUAUUAUUAUUAAUAUGUCUAUAUGAAUAAAUAAAUAAAAAUGGAUAUGCCGGAGAUAACUAGAUGUUUUGGUAUGUUUCCUCCGAAAUAUGGAAGUUAUUUGAUCGCAUUAUUUGGCUUGGGAUCUGGCGGCGUCGGGAUAGCCGGAAUCGUUUUGUAUGGGAUAGCGGAGAAUAUUAUAAUGUCUAUUUUUGGUGUCCGAACUAAUGCAGAUGAAGGCUUAAAAAAAGUUGUGCUGAUGUCAAUUGGGUUAACCUCUCUUCUGUUGCUGGUGGCGAACGCACUAUUGUUGCUCGGGGUGACUUUUGGCUCUCGGGGCUGCGUGUCUGCCGCGGUACGCGUAAUUUUAGUAAUGUGUGUUAUAAUAAUGCUUGCAACAAUAGCUAUACCCGUCUCAUGCUACUUUUUGUCAAGCAUGUGUCUCAUUAAAAAAAUUUCAUCUAUCGUCAUGGGUUUGGUGGUAUUAACUAUAACAAUUUUUCUCGAGUUAUGGGUAUACUUUAUGGUUGUAGCUUGGAAUUUAGAGGAACAAAUGUAAUACAGU
This is a messenger RNA of Achroia grisella, 1120 nucleotides long. RefSeq lists its product as uncharacterized. The record is from RefSeq and is a predicted model, not a curated record. The transcript has 3 exons. The coding region runs from base 617 to 1114 and encodes 165 amino acids. Lineage: Eukaryota; Metazoa; Arthropoda; Insecta; Lepidoptera; Pyralidae.